This is a messenger RNA of Abrus precatorius (Indian licorice), 1338 nucleotides long. RefSeq lists its product as uncharacterized. NCBI's taxonomy places the organism in Eukaryota, Viridiplantae, Streptophyta, Magnoliopsida, Fabales, Fabaceae. The transcript has a single exon. The record is from RefSeq and is a predicted model, not a curated record. The coding region runs from base 174 to 1088 and encodes 304 amino acids.
UUACUUGUCGGUAGUAAUGUCCUAAGUCCUAACCAAAACAAAAACGCACACACAAAAAAGAAAGAAACAGUAGAGAAUUCCUAUGAUAUAUCCAACCACCAACGGUUUCUGUUUCCUAAGUACUUAAUAGUACAACAACUAACAACCUAUUUUCCCCCGAAUUUCCCACAAACAUGAAAACAGAGCACUCCCACAACAAUAGAAGACUAACACCAACAAUCGUUAAAUCAGCAAAACCCGCGGCGUAUUUUAUCCUCCUCUUGCUAACUUACAUCUUGGGUUACUUAUCCCACCCUUCUUCCACCUCAUUACCUCCGCCACCUCCACCGCCACAACCCAUUCUCCGGUUUUCCGUUGAUUCCACCGAACUCGAUCCUUUCCGAGUCACGACUCGUUGCACCAAUCCAAUUCCACCGGAAACUGUUCGCCGGACGCUGAUCGACCGUCUCUUCAACGGAACCUCGCCGUUUCACGAGUUCCCGCCGGCGCACGCCGCGAAUAAUCUCCGGCGAACGACGAGGAUCAAAGGAUGGGGCUCCAGUGGCGCUGUUUUCGAGAACCUGAUUCGCAAGGUGAGGCCUCGAACCAUCGUGGAAGUGGGCACGUUCCUCGGUGCUUCGGCGCUUCACAUGGCUGAGUUGACUCGCCAACACGGUCUGGACACCCAGAUCCUCUGCAUCGAUGACUUUCGCGGUUGGGCCGGGUUUAGGGACCGGUUCAAAAAAAUACCGAUGGUAAACGGCGACGUUUUGCUCUAUUACCAGUUUCUCCAAAAUGUGGUGACAUUUAACCAAACCGAAUCGGUUUUACCCGUACCGUUUUCAAGCGGGUCGGCACUUAUGGAGCUUUGUGAAUGGGGCAUAUUCGGGGAUUUGGUAGAGAUAGAUGCGGGUCAUGACUUUUUAUCGGCUUGGUCAGAUAUAAACCGCGGUUAUCGGAUCCUCCGACCCGGUGGAGUUAUAUUCGGGCAUGAUUAUUUCACUGCCGCGGACAAUAGAGGGGUUAGAAGAGCCGUUGAUUUGUUUGUCCGAAUUCACAAUCUGAAGGUAAACGUUGAUGGACAACAUUGGGUCAUUUACACCACCUGAUUUCUAUUUUUCAUCCUUUAUUAUUAUUUUUUUAAAACCUCUAUGUGGGGUUUGAAAGUUACAGUUCAUGCUAUUGAUAUCAAGAAAAGAAACUAUCGUUGAAUAAGGUGAUUUGAUUUUUAGGGUGUACAGAAUGAAAGGUUCAAUUCGAGGAAACGAGUUGCGAACUUUAUUAUUAACUGUUCUUUGUUAGUCAAUGUCAAGUUUCAGCUUCAGUAUCCUUUUCAUUACUUUGAGAUAUAUAUAACUA